AUGAACGAUCAGGUCGUUGCAGGUUCCUCAUAUUCACCCAGCGUGAGCUAUGCAGCCGACCGACCCUCGAGGUCUUCCUCGUCAACAUCCUCAACAAGGCUUUCGAUCCAGCGCCGAUCUUUGUGGCAGGUACUCUUUGGCGGUGACGACCGAGCGAGCGGGCAGAAGCGGAGGGCAGUCCCUUCUGCCCGUUUGCUCCCGCGUCAACGUCGUCGUCGUAUCUCCACCUCUGGCGCCUCAAGAAAAUCGAAACGCGCAUGCAAGGCACCCACCUCUGCCUCCGCACCAGCCUCAUCCUCCUCUUCCUCUGCAUCUGCAUCCGCAUCUGCGUCCACAUCCACCUCCUCGGCAUCAGCUUCCCCAACCAACAGUGCCAACGGCAACCGAACAUCAACCGGCAAGACGAUGGCGGGUUACUGGGCCGACUGGACCGCCUCUACUCUCCCCGCCUCCUCGAUCGACUUCACCAAGUUCGACAUUGUCAACUACGCCUUUGCCCUGCCCACCGCCAACUUUGACCUGUCUCUUCCCACCGAUCCGUCAGGAAACACGCUUCGGUCGUUUGUCAAGGCUGUCCACGCAGGGAACUCCAAAGCCGUCCUCUCGCUCGGCGGGUGGGGUGGUUCCACCUACUUCUCCCCCGCCGUUCGAACAAACGCCUCUCGAUCCACGUUCAUCUCGAACAUCGUCAAGACGUACAACACCUACGGACUCGACGGCAUCGAUCUUGAUUGGGAGUACCCAGGUCAACAAGGUCAGGGAAACCAGCUGGAUCCUUCGGACACUGCGAACUUCCAGUCAUUCUUGGUGGAACUUCGUGCUGCUUUGCCUCAGGGAGCACUGAUUACGGCGGCGGUAGCGUUUACUCCCUGGGUGGCGAGUAACGGUCAGCCGGUUUCGAGUGUUGCGAGGGCAGCGGGGGUGAUGGACUACAUCAUGAUCAUGAACUACGAUGUGUGGGGGUCGAGCAGUAAUCCGGGACCGAAUGCACCUCUGGCGAAUCUGUGCGGCAACUCAACGCAACCCGAUGCAAAUGCAGCUGCGGGCGUCAAGGCUUGGUCCGCAGCUGGUAUGCCCCGAGACAAGAUCCUCCUCGGUAUCCCCGCUUACGGCUACAUCAACAAAUCCACCAAGCGUACCUUGCAAGCCCGAAGUGUCACCCUCACCUCCGGUGACGGCUCUUCCACUUCCGGCCAGAUCAACUUCUCCUCCUUGGUCAAGCAAGGUGCCCUCUUCCUCGGCAGCGACGGCCUGUUCGACGGCGCAGGAGGUUUCACAAAGUACUGGGACGACUGUUCCGACACCCCGUACCUGAGCGACGGAAAGACGGUCGUGACGUACGACGAUACCAGUUCCAUCUUUGACAAGGGCGCAUUCGCCAGCGCAGCCGGAAUCGGAGGCAUCAGCAUGUGGAGCUUGGACGGCGAUACAAAGGAGUGGGUGUUGACGAACAGUGCUAUUGCCGGUAUGAGCUCUACCGGCACUAUCCAGUCGUGA
This is a messenger RNA of Pseudozyma hubeiensis SY62, 1497 nucleotides long. RefSeq names its product chitinase. Gene Ontology annotation, cellular component: extracellular region. Gene Ontology annotation, molecular function: chitin binding; chitinase activity. The transcript has a single exon. The record is from RefSeq and is a predicted model, not a curated record. NCBI's taxonomy places the organism in Eukaryota, Fungi, Basidiomycota, Ustilaginomycetes, Ustilaginales, Ustilaginaceae. Gene Ontology annotation, biological process: chitin catabolic process; carbohydrate metabolic process. Bases 1 to 1497 code for a protein of 498 amino acids.